Coffea eugenioides is the source of this 288-nucleotide messenger RNA. RefSeq names its product gibberellin-regulated protein 11-like. The transcript is spliced from 3 exons. Lineage: Eukaryota; Viridiplantae; Streptophyta; Magnoliopsida; Gentianales; Rubiaceae. The record is from RefSeq and is a predicted model, not a curated record. Bases 1 to 288 code for a protein of 95 amino acids.
AUGGCGAGCUCAAAAAACGCAGCACUGCUUGUGGCUUUCCUCUGUCUAAUCCUUGUUCAUGGGAUAAAUGGUGACAACGACCUGACAGUCGAAAAAGCCACCAUCGAUUGUCCAGAAAAGUGUGCAUAUCGGUGCAGCAAGUCUUCGAGGCAUAAAAUGUGCAUUAGGGCUUGCAAUACUUGCUGCCAGAGGUGCAACUGCGUUCCUCCAGGCACCUCCGGGAAUGAAGAUGUCUGCCCUUGCUAUGCCCGCAUGACAACUCAUGGAGGAAGGCACAAGUGCCCUUAA